AUGGGGAGGGCUAAUACUACCGAUUUGGCAUCGACACAAAAGAAAGAAGCUCGUCGUGCACUUCGUUGUACGCUUCGACAUAAGCUGGAGCAAGAUCAAAUCACAUUGUCCCUGCACACUCUACAAUACUGUCUCGGUCUCUCUCCUUACUGCCCAGAAGAAUUCAACAUCCGACUGUCUCGCUAUGCAAUAUCCUCAGAUUUCUCCGAUGCCGUGCUGGUUGCUCUGGACAUAGAAGGAACGAAAGCCCGAGAAAUCGGUUUCUCGAUACUCGACACUCGUAGCUUUUCGGCCUCAGUGCUAACCGAUCCGAAUCCCUCAAUCCAGACGUACAACUACAUCAUCCGUCAAAACGAAGUCAAAACGAUCCAAAGACAGUUCAAAUAUGGCAUCUCUCAGCGUAUCGAUAUUCGCUGGGUGCCAUGGGGCUUGAACAAAGUUCUUAAAACAGGCUCACCAGAUCCAGCCAUCACCGAAGCUAGGAACGUCAUACUUAUUGGUCAUAACAUUGGUUCCGAUUUCGGCAUGCUACUCAGAGCUGGAAUUAGAUUUGAGCAAGUGUUGAAAAUCCCUGUUGUGGAUACGAGAGUAGCAUGUCUACAGAUAUUCCAGAAAGAGAGCAUGCAGCCAAGUCCAGGUCUCGAAGAACUGGUUGAAAGGCUCAACGUUGACAAAUUGCGCAAUUGGAAGCACGUCGCUGGAAACGAUGCCAACGUCACGUUGAAAGUUUUGCUGAAAAUGGUGAUACACAGUUGUGAUAUGUGGAGUAUGACGGGAAAGGAGAGGGAAAGGAGAGAGCUUCUGAAUAGUGUGGUUGAGGCAAACCGUGCGAAUGGCUGGGACGCCACGAAUUCGAUCGUGGACGUUCAUGUCAGCAUGUUCACUGACGCAGAAUUUGAAGCUCAAAAAAGGGAAGUACAGGCGGAUGAUAUGAGACAAGCCAUUUUGGAAGCAAUGAAAAGUAAGGAGCAGAGCAAAGAUAAAACGGAAGUUAAGUACGACUGCAGCGAAAUGACAGAGGUUUGUUGUGCUGGAAUAUUCGACGACUAA
Messenger RNA from Mollisia scopiformis, 1050 nucleotides. RefSeq lists its product as uncharacterized. The record is from RefSeq and is a predicted model, not a curated record. The transcript has a single exon. Gene Ontology annotation, molecular function: nucleic acid binding. NCBI's taxonomy places the organism in Eukaryota, Fungi, Ascomycota, Leotiomycetes, Helotiales, Mollisiaceae. Gene Ontology annotation, cellular component: nucleus. The coding region runs from base 1 to 1050 and encodes 349 amino acids.